AUGUCAUUGCUGUUAAACGAUGAGCGGGAGUGGGUUGCCACCGGGUGCCAUGCGUCUCAAAAAGGGAGGAGAUCAGCGCGCUUCGACGACGAUCUUUGUUUACACGGAAACUGGGCCUCUUUUGUGGCGUACUACGAUACGAUACUACUUUGGUUCCUGAUCAUCAACCGGGCUAUGUCGGGUGUCAAGAUCGCCAGCAUGCCACUCGAAGUCUAUGCCUGA
This is a messenger RNA of Bipolaris oryzae ATCC 44560, 222 nucleotides long. RefSeq lists its product as uncharacterized. Lineage: Eukaryota; Fungi; Ascomycota; Dothideomycetes; Pleosporales; Pleosporaceae. The transcript has 2 exons. Bases 1 to 222 code for a protein of 73 amino acids. The record is from RefSeq and is a predicted model, not a curated record.